Messenger RNA from Aspergillus calidoustus, 1173 nucleotides. Lineage: Eukaryota; Fungi; Ascomycota; Eurotiomycetes; Eurotiales; Aspergillaceae. The record is from the annotation of a GenBank genome assembly.
AUGGCGCUCGCGCAGCUUCAGCAUAUAUUUUACCCAGGCAGCGCAGAACCGAGUUCGGGCUUCAAGUGCCUUCCACCUCCGAUCCCAGGAACAGUGCAAGAACAAUCAUCAGAGAAUGAGAAAAAGGAGGAGGAGGAUGACGGGCUGUAUACAACAGUCCACCUGCCAAAAAUGUUUGCCCUCUUUCUCUCCGGCAAUCCACCCGUGAACCCAUAUUACGCGGAGGUUAGGGCAGAGUCUGAGCGGUGGCUAGCCAGGACAUGUAACUUUGACGACCGGGCAGCAAGGCGGCUGGCCAAGACCGACUUUUCGUAUUUCUGCUCGAUAUCAGCCCCUCGUGCGGGGAGGGAGGAGUUCAGGACUGUAUGUGACUGGGGGAAUUGGGUUUUCCCAUUCGAUGAUAUGUUCGACAGCGGCGCCCUAAGAGACAACCCAACCCGAGCUCAAGAAGUUAUCGAGGAUCUUCUCGCUGGGAUGGGCAUGGGACUAGAAUCCAGCAAAUCCUCACCCCAAGCCGAAUGCCGAGCAGACGAUCCUCUAAUCCAGGUCCACAACUCUGUAUGGGAGCGCAUCGUCAAAGCCUCCCCGAUUGGCACACAACGCCGCUUCGCCCAGUCAAUGCACGAUUACUGCAUGGGAAGCUUAGUGCAGGUGCAGAAUGCCUCGACACAGACGUAUCCUUCCAUAGAAGAGAUGCUGGGUAUCAGGCGGCGGUCUUCGGGCGUGGCGCCUUUGUUUGCGCUUGUUGAGUAUGCGCAUAAGCUCAACAUACCGGACACUGUGUUCGAGACCCGAACUAUACAGGAGAUUGAUCGGAUCGGCGUUGAUUUGGUUCUCAUACAAAACGACAUCCUCUCCUACUGCAGAGAAGAAAGAGAAGGCGUCUCGCACAACCUCGUCGCCAUUGCCCGCCGAAACGGCAUGUGCGCACAAGCCGCCUUCACACACGUUGGCGAUAUGCUCUCCUCGCGCUACCGCGACUGGUACUUGGCGCUUGCGGAGCUGCCCAGCUGGGGCGAGGAUGUGGAUGUCCAGGUGCAGGAAUAUGUGGAGGGGGUUAGGAGCGUUGUUAGGGCUAAUUUGGGGUGGAGUUUUCGGUCGCAGAGGUACUUUGGCGACAGGGCGUCUGAGGUUCGGAAGUCGGGGGUUGUGAGGGUGCAGCGGGUGUUGUGA